Aspergillus campestris IBT 28561 is the source of this 987-nucleotide messenger RNA. RefSeq names its product pre-rRNA-processing protein PNO1. The record is from RefSeq and is a predicted model, not a curated record. Gene Ontology annotation, cellular component: nucleolus. NCBI's taxonomy places the organism in Eukaryota, Fungi, Ascomycota, Eurotiomycetes, Eurotiales, Aspergillaceae. Bases 86 to 868 code for a protein of 260 amino acids. Gene Ontology annotation, molecular function: RNA binding. The transcript is spliced from 4 exons.
UGAUAACAAGGCACUAAAAGCAGAUGUACAAAAAACCUUAAGUCAAUUUAAUUCUUCUUUUCAAACCACCACACUCUACGGGAAAAUGCCAGCCCCGACAGGCCUUAAACAGUCGGGCGAACCGACAACAGCCGCCCCCUUCGAUACCCUUCAAACACAUGACCAGAAUGAUGAAGUCUUGAUCGAUACCCAGAACCCGGUGGACAACGGGACGGCGGAUUCUGCUCCUGUAGCAGGAUCGGCCCAGGACUCCGAGAUGCACAUUGAUGAAGAAGGACGACCUGUUUUCACUCCCGCCAAAGAUGUCAAUGGUGUCUACCGUGUUGAGACUCGGAAAGUGCCUGUCCCGCCACAUAGGAUGUCGCCAUUGAAAUCAUAUUGGGCCAAAAUCUAUCCUCCCCUCGUCGAACACUUGAAAUUACAAGUGCGGAUGAACAUCAAGAAUCGCGCUGUCGAGUUGCGAACCUCCAAAUUCACCACAGAUACCGGGGCGCUUCAGAAGGGCGAGGAUUUCAUCAAAGCUUUCACUCUUGGCUUCGAUGUCGACGACGCCAUUGCACUAUUGCGACUGGAUGACCUAUACAUCCGCUCGUUCGAGAUCCGCGACGUCAAAGCGUCCCUCAACGGUGAACAUAUUGGCCGCGCAGUUGGCCGUAUAGCUGGAAAGGACGGGAAGGUGAAGUUUGCGAUUGAAAACGCCAGUCGGACCAGAGUCGUACUGGCCGACCAGAAGAUACAUAUCCUCGGAGGGUACCGGUCGAUAUUAGUGGCCCAAGAGGCGAUUGUCAGCUUGAUUCUGGGCAGUCCUCCCGGUAAGGUCUACGGAAACCUUCGCAAGGUCUCGGCACGAAUGAAGGAGCGUUUUUAGAUCAUCGUCCCUCUAGUUUCCCACCCCCUUUGGCGCAGUUCUUUUUUACUUUGUUUAUUCUCUGGUCAUGGAUGUUAUGGUUUUUAUGGUAGCAAUGAACAAUAAUUGGCAUGAUUACG